UCUCUCUCUCUCUUCGCAUGUAAAACCAAGAAAUUGCUAUAAAUUGCAUGCAAACCAGAGACUGAACCCCAAACCAAACCAAAUCCAUAGUUAUGGUAGUAGUCUUUCACACUUUCUCUGCCUCUCUCUCUCUCCGUCGCGACUUUCUUUCCCAAAAUUUAACUCCUAAUUAAUUCUCUACUAGUAAUAGUAUCGAUUAAUGUCCCCGAUUUUCUCUCUUCCAAUCCCCCAAUAUCUCUCUCUACACAUAAAACCCUCUUGAACAACUACCGCACCAGCAAGAACCCCCAAGAACCCAUCUUUCGUUUGUUUGAUUUGUUGAUAUGGAGAGGAGAGACUGUGACCGAUCUACUCCGACAGCUAACUCACCCUCCUACACCUACCCAUUCUUUGAUGAAACCCUAGCAUCGUCUAUGGCUCGUCUCAAUCUUAACCCCCAGUCCGAUUACUUGUUCAACGAUCUAGGGACGCGUGCGCCGUCGAUUCCGUCUCUAGACGAUACGAAUCUGCGAGAUAACUAUUAUAAUAACAUUGCCGCUACGGUUCCCGCGACGGGUUUUGGUUACGACGUCGUCAAUGGCUGGGACAACUUAUUGAAUGAACAGGGUUUGAAUCGGAACCGGAAUGGGUUUGAUAUCAGAGGAGGAGGAGGAGGGUCGAUUCCAUAUUUGGGUCCGGACGGAUUGGUUUUAAGUAACCCGAAUAGUCUGAAUGGUGGCUUUUACAAUAGGCGGCCGCAGCCGCGGUUGGAGAAUGUGGAUUUGGAUUUUCUGUCUGUAAAGAAUUUGAGGGGUAAAAUUUUGUCCUUGUCGAAGGAUCAAAAUGGGUGUAAAAUAUUGCGGAAGGCUAUAGAGGGUGUAAAAGAUGAAAAUGAAAUUGAUAUGGUCUUAGUGGAGAUUAUUGAACAUUUGGGUGAGUUGAUGGUGCACCAGUUUGGGAAUUACAUUGUUCAAAACCUUGUGGAGGUGUGCAGUAAGGCACAAUUGAACCGGAUUGUGUCAAAGAUCACUGAGACUGAAUAUCAACUAGUCAGCAUAUGCCUUGACAAUCAUGGAACUCGUGCUGUACAGAGACUCUUGAGGCAUCUUGAAACCCCUGGGCAAGAAGUGACUAUGGUCAUGGCAGCUAUAAGCCGUCAUACUGUUGCAUUGACUAAGGACGUGAAUGGUCAUCGUGUUAUCCAGGAUUGCUUGAGAUAUUUCACAGAUGAAGACAAUAGGUAUCUACUGCGUGAAUUGGCACGUAACUGCUUUGGACUUGCAACAGAUAAAAGUGGUUGUUGUGUGCUGCAGCAAUGUGUGAACUCCUCUAGUGGCGAAACCAGAGAUUGUUUGGUGGCCGAGAUUAUUUCCAAUGCACUCCCUUUAGCUGAAGACCGUUAUGGAAAUUAUGUGGUGCAGCAUUUGUUGGGCUUGCGGAUACCACAAAUCACUGCAAAUCUUCUGAGACAGCUCGAAGGUAGUUAUGCGACUCUUUCUUUUAACAAGUAUGGCAGCAAUGUCGUAGAGAAGUGCUUUCCAGAAUCAAGGGAGGAACAAUGCACAAUGAUUAUUCUGGAAUUGCUUUCCAAUCCAAAUGUUUCUAUGCUUCUUAUUGAUCCUUAUGGGAACUAUGUCAUCCAAUCAGCAUUAAGGGUAGCUAAGGGGCUUGUCCGCAGUGCUCUAUUGAAUCUUGUCCGAAUAAACUUCCCAAUGAUGCGCAGUAAUAUCUAUGGCAAAAAGGUGCUUGAAUUCUUAGACAAACAGAGGUCGCAUGUAUGAAUACGAGGUAUCUGCAGGAAUAUGUUAAUUUAGGUGUUGGCAGGUUGCCUUUGUAACUGUUCCCUGUAAUAUUUUAGCUUUGUCUGUAAACCCUUUUUUGAUUCCUCCUUUAAAAUGCAGAGCAAUGUAAGGUUGUAGCAAUAGGAUAGGACAGGGCAUGAGGGAAUGUACAAUUUAGCAUUGGAUUUGAUGGGGGAGAUGGAUAUAAAUGUUCAAACCUCUGUACAUUCAUACAGAUUCUACUUUAUCAAAAUCUCCGAAGAAAGAAAAUGACAGGAUUGGACAGUGUAGGGCUAAGGCUGCUACAAGAUCAACCCAGAGAUCCUCCAGUGGUGGUGUGGCAAAUUGUGAAUGUUUAAUUACUGGGCCUCCAGAAAUCUUGUAAUGUC
Tripterygium wilfordii is the source of this 2149-nucleotide messenger RNA. RefSeq names its product pumilio homolog 12-like. Gene Ontology annotation, biological process: post-transcriptional regulation of gene expression. The transcript is spliced from 5 exons. The record is from RefSeq and is a predicted model, not a curated record. Gene Ontology annotation, cellular component: cytoplasm. Gene Ontology annotation, molecular function: mRNA binding. Bases 324 to 1760 code for a protein of 478 amino acids. Lineage: Eukaryota; Viridiplantae; Streptophyta; Magnoliopsida; Celastrales; Celastraceae.